Myripristis murdjan (pinecone soldierfish) is the source of this 6433-nucleotide messenger RNA. Its product is annotated as electrogenic sodium bicarbonate cotransporter 1-like. The coding region runs from base 410 to 3745 and encodes 1111 amino acids. The transcript is spliced from 27 exons. Gene Ontology annotation, biological process: regulation of intracellular pH; transmembrane transport; monoatomic anion transport. Gene Ontology annotation, cellular component: plasma membrane; basolateral plasma membrane. The record is from RefSeq and is a predicted model, not a curated record. Gene Ontology annotation, molecular function: sodium:bicarbonate symporter activity; monoatomic anion transmembrane transporter activity; solute:inorganic anion antiporter activity. NCBI's taxonomy places the organism in Eukaryota, Metazoa, Chordata, Actinopteri, Holocentriformes, Holocentridae.
AUGCUACCUUAAAUAUGGAAAAGCCACGCCGCGCUGCGAGCUGCGCACACUUCAGCCAAACACAAAACCACCGCUUUCUCCAAGAUGGACCGAGGCUUGCUGUGACCGACUCUAGCGCGAUAUGAGCUUCCAGUGCUACUUUCUACGUGUUAUUUGCAGAAUCGGAGAGGCUUCACUAAACUCCUGCGAGAUAGUUCCAGUCAGGGCUUAGUUUUUUCUUUUUUUUUUUUUUUUGGAUCACUUGCUUCGUUUUAUCCACGUUGAAAAGCGCGACUGAGCAGGAGAAUACUGUCAGAAUCGGACGUGGUUGCUCCAAGAGUUUGCCGUCUUUCUCGCCAACUUCAGCCGAGCACGCCCGCCGGAGCUUGACGCUUCUUGGAUCAUCUUUUGGAAGACAACGCUUGGCAACAUGACUUCAGACAAGAGCAAGAUGGAGGAUGAAGCAGUCCUGGACAGGGGAGCGUCUUUCGUCAAGCAUGUGUGUGACGAAGAGGAAGUGGAAGGUCACCACACUGUGUACAUCGGCGUGAACGUCCCCAAGAGCUACCACCGGAGGAGACGCCACAGACGCAAGUCCAGCCACAAGGAAAAGAGAGAGCGGGCGGAGCAGAGCGUGGAGGGCUACAAGUCGGACGGGGAGAACGCGGACGAGAGCACGCCCAGCAUCCUCAAGCCUCUCAUUUCCCCCGCGGAACGGAUCAGGUUUAUCCUGGGAGAGGAAGAUGACGGCCCCCCUCCUCCCCAGCUCUUCACCGAGUUGGACGAACUGCUGGCCGUGGACGGACAGGAAAUGGAGUGGAAAGAGACAGCCAGGUGGAUCAAGUUUGAGGAGAAGGUGGAGAAGGGCGGAGAGCGCUGGAGUAAGCCUCACGUGGCCACGCUGUCCUUACACAGCUUGAUGGAGCUCAAAACCUGCAUUGAGAAGGGCACCAUCAUGUUGGACCUCGAGGCGACCACGCUGCCGCAGGUGGUCGAGAUGAUCACCGACAGCCAGAUUGAGAGUGGCCAGCUGAAGGCCGAGCUGAAGGAGAAGGUCAUGUACACGCUGCUGCGCAAGCAUCGCCACCAGACCAAGAAGUCCAACCUGCGCUCCCUCGCGGACAUUGGGAAGACUGUUUCCAGUGCAAGUAGGCUGUUUUCCAACCAGGAGAACGUGCGCAGCCCCCAAGAGCACCCUGUGCCUUCUUUUACUCCCCAAGACUCAGAGGAACCAUGUGAGGAGGUUGUUCGGAGCUCCAGCAUGGGAUACCUCUGUAGCCCAACCACUGCCCAUCGCAACCUCACCUCCAAUAGCCUGAGCGACUUCUCUGACAAACCAGAGAAGGAUCAGCUGAAGAACAAGUUCAUGAAAAAGCUGCCCCGUGAUGCAGAGGCGUCCAACGUGCUGGUCGGAGAGGUCGAUUUCCUGGAGACUCCCUUUGUGGCGUUCGUCCGCCUGCAGCAGGCGGUCAUGCUGGGGGCGCUCACCGAGGUCCCUGUGCCCACGAGAUUUCUGUUUGUGCUGCUGGGCCCCAAAGGCAAAGCAAAGUCCUAUCGUGAGAUUGGAAGAGCCAUUGCCACCCUGAUGUCUGAUGAGGUAUUCCACGAUAUCGCCUACAAGGCUAAGGACAGGCAGGAUCUUCUGGCCGGGAUUGAGGAGUUUCUGGAUGAGGUCAUCGUCCUGCCCCCCGGAGAGUGGGACCCUGACAUCAGGAUAGAGCCACCCAAGACUCUUCCCUCACCCGACAAGAGGAAGAACAUGUACGCUGGCUUAGAGACACCCCAGAUGAACGGCGACACUCCCCAUGACGGGGGUCAAGGAGGAGGAGGAGGCCACCAUGUUGGAGAAGAACUUCAGUGCACGAGAAGGUUUUGCGGAGGCCUGAUUCUGGACAUCAAGCGGAAGCUGCCGUUCUUCGCCAGCGACUUCUACGAUGCGCUGCACAUCCAGUCUCUAUCGGCCAUCCUGUUCAUCUACUUGGGAACCGUAACCAACGCUAUCACGUUCGGCGGGCUGCUCGGAGACGCCACAGAAAACAUGCAGGGAGUGCUGGAGAGCUUCCUGGGUACGGCGCUGACAGGAGCGAUAUUUUGUCUGUUUGCCGGGCAGCCCUUGACGAUCCUCAGCAGCACGGGCCCGGUGCUCGUCUUCGAAAGACUCCUCUUCAACUUCAGCAGAGACAACAACUUCGACUACCUGGAGUUCCGGUUGUGGAUCGGCCUGUGGUCGGGCCUGUUCUGUCUGGUGCUGGUCGCCACGGACGCCAGCUUCCUGAUCCAGUACUUCACCCGUUUCACCGAGGAGGGCUUCUCCGCGCUUAUCAGCUUCAUCUUCAUCUACGAUGCCUUCAAGAAGAUGAUAAAGCUGGCCCACCACAACCCAAUCAAUUCCGCCUACGAUCCCAACUUUGUCACACAGUAUGACUGCCGCUGCCUGCCCCCCUUAGCCGGUAAUUCAACUGAACCCUACAUUGAUGCCUCUUCCUGGAUGAACAGUAGUGAUCUGCCAAUGAACGCCACCUGGAUGUCCUUGAGCAAGGACCAGUGUGUGAAGUACGGAGGGAGGUUGGUCGGCGAGACGUGUGGCUUUGUGCCUGACAUCACCCUGAUGUCCUUCAUGUUGUUCUUCGGGACCUACACCUGCUCCAUGUGUCUGAAGAAGUUCAAGACCAGCCGCUUCUUCCCCACCAGAGUGAGGAAGCUCAUCAGUGAUUUUGCAAUCGUCUUGACCAUUCUUCUGUUCUGCGGCGUGGACGCCUUUGUCGGUGUGGACACUCCUAAGCUCAUUGUGCCAAGUGAAUUCAAGCCCACAAGUCCACUGAGGGGCUGGUUUGUGCCCCCCUUUGGAGGGAACCCUUGGUGGGUGUACCUGGCAGCUGCUCUCCCCGCUCUGCUUGUCACUAUUCUGAUAUUUAUGGACCAACAGAUCACCGCGGUCAUUGUCAACAGGAAGGAGCACAAACUCAAGAAAGGGGCAGGGUAUCAUCUGGAUCUGUUCUUGGUGGCCAUUCUGAUGAUUGUCUGCUCGUUCAUGGGUCUGCCUUGGUACGUGGCUGCCACUGUCAUCUCCAUUGCCCACAUUGAUUCCCUGAAAAUGGAGACCGAGACUUCAGCCCCCGGGGAGCAGCCCAAAUUCCUGGGUGUUCGGGAGCAAAGGGUCACCGGUAUCUUCGUGUUCAUCCUAACAGGACUCUCUGUGUUCAUGGCUCCCAUCCUCAAGUUCAUUCCCAUGCCUGUGCUCUAUGGCGUGUUCCUCUACAUGGGCGUGGCGUCUCUCAAUGGUGUACAGUUCAUGGAUCGCCUCCAGCUGUUCCUGAUGCCAGCCAAACACCAGCCAGACCUGAUCUACCUGCGCCACGUCCCGCAGAGACGCAUCCACCUCUUCACCUUCAUCCAGGUUGUCUGUCUGGCCAUGCUCUGGAUCCUCAAGUCCACUGUGGCUGCCAUUAUCUUCCCUGUCAUGAUCCUGGCGCUGGUGGCAGUCCGCAAGGCAAUGGACUAUCUGUUCUCCCAACAUGACCUCAGCUACCUGGACGAUGUCAUCCCAGAGAAAGACAAAAAGAAGAAGGAGGAUGAGAAGAAGAAGAAGGGCAAGAAAAAGGGAAGCAUUGACAGCGAAAUGGAAUUUUCUGAAUAUCCCUACCAUGAAAAUAUCCCCAGUAUAAAAAUCUCUAUGGAUAUGAUGGAGCAGGAACCCAUGUUGGGGGAUAAAUCUUUGAAUAGAGAUGAAUCCCAGACUUUCCUUAACCCGCAUUCAGCGUGCUGAUCACUACUAUGGGCCUCGUACAGUUGCAGAGUUAGAGAGAAAUCCAUACAAAAAAGCGAUGCCUCAGAUUCGAAUAGAUCUGGAUUCAGACGAUAACGGUUUCCUCUGGAAGAUUCCACGACCGGGCUGUGAAAGUUCUCUGUAAAUAAGUUCUCCAAAGACCCGACAGAACCGGCAAUACCUGCACAACAGAACAAAACACGACAAACACGAUCCGCCUCUUUUCUACGAUAGUACCGCUUUGCAGCGAUACUGGUGACAUUCCUCACAAGUGAGGGCUUUAAAUUUGAACUGCUGGAACUGUUAUUUGUUUUAAAAUUGAAACAUCGGUGGUACUGCAUUUGAAGGACAGGUUUGUGGGAGUGGGGGACGCAGCAUAUGUUUGAUAACUCUUCUAAUGUAGCAAACUAAAGGGCUUCUGGAUAUUAUCAGUACACAGCUUUUAUUGGAUUUUUUUUUAUUCACGGACAUAUUCCUAAUUUAUUAAGCAUCCAGCUCAAGCAAUAUAUAAACUAUGUCCACAGGAUAAUUUAAUAAUACAUCCUAAAUGGCAUAUCAGGCUGUGUUAUUACAGAUGGGCUAAUACUAUCCACAGCAACGACAAGUUUUUAUUUUGUAUACAUAUCAAGAGUCGCCCCCCCCUAUUUUCCAGUUUUAUAAAAAUAUAUAUAUUUUGCAAAAUACACCAAAACGUUACCAGCCUCUUUUAUGAUAGUACUGUUUUAUAGUAGGGUUUUUAAUGUUCCUUACCUUUUUUUUUUUUUUUUUAAGGAUUGAAAUCUUAACCACUGGAAUCAUUUGUUUUAAACUGAACCAUAUUGGAGGUACUGAAUUCGGAUGAGAGGGAAUUCCUCGCGUGCUUGUCGUGAACAAAACGGGCUACUCAAGGUCACCUGUAUGCAGUUGUUACUGAAAAUCAAUUUGUCAUGCACGCGUAGCAAUACUCCAUCAAGCAUUAAGCUAAAUCUGUAUAUUCCUAAAACAUGUCCAGGUUAGGAAUAUGUUUUUAAUAAUGUUUCAGGCUGUGAUGUUACUGAUGGUCAACGCCGUCCAGACUAGAACAAACUUUCAUGUAUGUUGUCCUUUAUCAAACACAUCACGUGGUGUUCUCCCUGUUCUCCAUCACCUGUAUUAUAUUCAGAGUCUCGGCGAACCAUUUUGCCAUUUGAAUCUUAAUUAUGGCUUUUGACCAUUUAACGUCUCAAUGUGUGCAAAUUUAUCUCCAUCCAGCUAUUUUUCCCUGUUUUCGGGAAAUCUAGACGUAUUGUACCUGUAUGUAGCUCUACCUCUUAUUUUAUGUAGGUGCCAGGCAUUAUACUUUGAAAGCAUUUAUUGUGCAAUUAUUUGUGAUCAAACACUGAUUUUAUUUUCUGAAGGGGCAGCGUAGGUUCUCUAAAUGUUCACUUUUUGAGUUCCUUUUGCUCAGACACUUAAGAUUUUUUGUUUUGUCUUGUUUUGUUUUUUUUUUUUGUCAUUAUGCAAUGAUAUGAUGUACGUUUUUGUGCAGAAUUUUAAAGGGUAAUUCCACCAAAAUUACGUUUAGGUUGGUUUUCCUUCAAAUGUCGAGGUUAACUGCCCCCUCUUAUUUUAGUUACUGACAUCAGAUUGCAUUGUGAAAAGUUUAAAGCCAGUUACCAUACAAUAAAACAUCUUUUAUUUAGGCCUAUUUUUUUUUUAAUAACUGUAAGAACUAUUCAUAAAACAAUUCUAGCUAUGCAGUUUGACAUUAUUGUGUGCUUCACCAUGAACUCAACCUAAAAGUCUUAUUUCAGUUGAAUUUUCCUUUAAAAUGUGAUUAUAAUUAUAAGAUGUAAAUGUGAGAAUUUUGCAGUCUUGGAUGGGCAAUUUUUUUUAAACUGUGUAAUCUAUUAUUAUUAUUAUUAUUAUUUUUAUGCAAAUCAACAAAUAAUCAUGCUGAACUGUGACUUCCGUUCCUGGAAGAAUUACUGCAUCAAAAUGCACAUCCCGAGUGUAAGGAGGGAUUACUCAACCCGUUUCACUUUCAAAAUGCCAUUUUACAGGAUCUAAUGACUCCCUCCUGGUGGCAGUUUAAUGAGGCGGUGAACUGCACCCGGCUUUCAUUUUUCCCAGAUUGUUCCACUGGCUUGAUUGAUCCUGCUUUUUCAGGUGAUUGCAGUAUAUAAGUAGCUUAAAUUGAUUCGGGGUCAAUUUAAGAUCUUGUAAAUUCAUAUCUGAAUUGUAACCUGUGAAUGUAAUUCAUCUCAAUCAUUUGAAAUGUAAGAUGUUACUCCAUAUUAUAACUGAAGAAAAUGACAUGCACCUGCACAAUCAAUGCUGUUUUUAUUUAUGAUUGUAUUGCGAAUAAACAGGGGGUUUCACCCGCUUUCACUAUUAUAAUUAUGCAGCAGUCAACGUGUGAAGUACAAGACUGUUGAGGUAGCUUCAAACCAAAAAUCUACAAUAUCUUAGUCUUCCAUUUUUGUUCUUUUUUUUUUUUUGUUAUCUGUCUUUUAUCUGUAUAUCAUGACUUUUUCUUUUGUGUUUUUUUUUUUUUUUGAUGAUGAUGAUCUAACUUUGAAAACCAUUUUCUACAAACAUCUUAUAUGCUCAAUAACCACACAAUACUCAGAAAAGAAGCAGAUCUCAGUACUUCAGAAAUGGUAUACUUUUAUGGACUAGACCUUUUUUUUGAAUGAGAACAAUAAAAUUAUUGAAACCAUUGUUAAA